Messenger RNA from Arvicanthis niloticus (Nile rat), 1632 nucleotides. RefSeq names its product MSS51 mitochondrial translational activator (gene Mss51). The record is from RefSeq and is a predicted model, not a curated record. Lineage: Eukaryota; Metazoa; Chordata; Mammalia; Rodentia; Muridae.
AUUCCAUUCCUGUUUAGCACUGGUCCCCGAGUUCAUUGGUCAUGGCUCCUCGUUCAAGACGGCGAAAGCACAAGAAACCCCCAUCAGAGAUUCCCAUGCUUGAAAUCUUACCCACAGAAAUGUCUCCAGUGCCUCCAACCCUCUCAAAACCUGGCCCUAGCAUUGACGCACUUGGUUUCCUUUCCUUGGACAAUAAUGUACCAGGUCUGUCCCAGCUGAUCCUCCAAAAGCUGAACAUAAAGAGCUAUGAAGAAUACAAGUUGGUGAUAGAUGGGGAGACCCCAGGGUCAAGCUUUGGAUUUCGAUGUCAACAAGAAAUGUUCCAGAGGAUGGAGGACACAUUCCGAUUCUGUGCUUAUUGUAAAGCACUCCCUCAUGGCCUUUCCAAUUGCAAGGUUCUCCGGCACUGUAAGAGGUGCAGAAAUGUCUAUUACUGUGAUACAGAGUGCCAGAGAUCAGAUUGGCCAGCACAUAGGAAGGUUUGUCGAGAGCUCCGUCUUGUGGCUGUGGAUCGUGUCAUGGAAUGGCUUCUGGUCACAGGUGAUUUUGCCCUACCCUCAGGACCUUGGCUAUGUCUGCCUCAAGAUAUACAGAAUUGGGAUACCUGGUUUUCUAUGAGAGGUUUACAGCUAGAAUCUACAUUGAAUGCUCUUCUGGAGAGCCAUGCUAUGACCAUGCUUUGGGCCAGUCUAGGAAGACCACGGCCAGACCCAGAUGUCUUGCAUGCCUCUCUGAAGCGGUUGAUGACAGAUGUUCUGUCACGGCCCUUGACCCUGGGCUUAGGGCUUCGGACUCUGGCAGUAGAUGUUGGGAAGACUGGUGGAAGCACGUUGCAUGUUGUUGGUGCUUCCCACGUGGAGACAUUUCUCAUUCGUUCUGGAGAUUAUGAUGAGCUUGGCUACAUGUUUCCUGAACACCUUGGCUUUCGUGUGAUCAUGGUGGGUGUGGAUGUGGGUGCUGACCUUUUACAGCGUUCCUCAUCUUUACCCCUGGAGCCUGGAACAAUUCAGCUUAGUGGCCACAGGGCCCUUUAUCAUGAUUUCUGGGAGGAACAGAUAGAGACUGGGAAUCUUGCUCAUCCAGAUUUGGUGGCUGCAUUCCAUCCAGGUUUCCAUGCCUCCCCAGGCUUGAUGGAAGCUUGGCUACCUACCCUGCUGCUACUUCGUGACUAUGAGAUUCCAACGUUGAUUACUGUUUACAGCCAACAGGAAUUGGAAGCCUCUUUGCAGAUUCUGGUGAACUUGGACACACACAUCAUUGCUUGUGGAACUAAUCCUUUCGCAUCCCUCAAACCAGAACAGGUCUAUUCUAAUCCCAACAAGCAACCAGUAUACAGUAGUGCUUACUACAUCAUGUUUCUUGGAAGUUCAUCCUGCCAACUAGAUAAGAAACAACUAGAAGAAAAAGCAGAUGAUUUUUCAGUAGUUGAACCAAAUCUUAACUGAAUGCCUGGGAAAUGGAAGCUUAACCAAAUUACCCUGUUGAUGUCUGAUUUUUGCCAGCUUUGGAACCUAUUGCUGUAGGCUAAACCUUAUUCAUAGUUCAAUUAAAGAUUCUAAACCAAUGGAUGUUAACAUAACCAGACUCAUUUCUGUUUUUUUUCCCCUAGAACUUGCCAUUGAUCCCAGGGCC